Messenger RNA from Penicilliopsis zonata CBS 506.65, 1644 nucleotides. RefSeq lists its product as hypothetical. Bases 1 to 1644 code for a protein of 547 amino acids. Lineage: Eukaryota; Fungi; Ascomycota; Eurotiomycetes; Eurotiales; Aspergillaceae. The transcript is spliced from 2 exons. The record is from RefSeq and is a predicted model, not a curated record.
AUGGCAUCAACAGACAAUUCACCCCCCUCUGUCGUCCUGCCACAAGGCAGACUGCUUGGAACAACCUUGACAGACGCCUUGCCAUGUCGCAUCACAGCCUUUCUCGGUGUUCCGUAUGCGCUGCCCCCCGUAGGAGAGCGUCGGUUCCGGAGGCCGGUCAAGGUGCCAGCUUCCACAGACACUGUAGAUGCGUCGCGUUACGGCCCGGCUGCGCCCUGCAAGCAGUUGCUGGCCGGGGUGACAGCGCCGGGAGGCUACGAUGAGGAUUGCUUGACGGCGAAUAUCUUCCUUCGCGAGUCGGAGGCGGCGAAAUCGCCAUCUCCCAAGCCGGUCGCCAUAGUCAUCCAUGGCGGGGCUUUCAAUCGCGGAACCUCAUCAAUGCACAACACAGCAAGCAUGGUGGCAUGGUCGGAGAAGGACUUCAUCGGCGUGUCGUUCAACUACAGACUGGGCGCCCUGGGCUUCCUCCCAUCCAGUGUGACCGCCAAAGAGGGAGUUCUCAAUCUAGGGCUCCGAGACCAGGUACUGCUCAUGGAGUGGGUGCAGGAGAAUAUCGGCCGUUUUGGAGGAGACCCGGGCAAUGUCACCCUGAUCGGCCUGUCCGCCGGUGCCCAUGCGAUCGGCCACCAUAUGAUGAGUUUGCGCCAGAACGAGCCGCCGCUUUUCCACCGCGCAGUGAUGGAGUCUGGCUCUCCUACGUCCAGGGCUGUGCGGCCGUACAAUGCGCCGAUCCAUGAGCAGCAGUUCAAAGACUUUCUGCAGGAGGCGGGCUGUCCGGCCCACCUGGGCGAGGAUGAGAUACUCCCGUUCCUUCGCACAGUGAGCAGCAAGACCAUCACCGACGCACAGAACCGAGUCUUUGACAAGUACAAUCCGUCGCUGGCGUGGGCCUUCCAGCCGGUUAUUGACGGGGACAUCAUCCCCCGGCCGCCAAUCGAGACAUGGCGCCUGGGUGCCUGGGCAAGAGUCCCCGUCAUCACCGGCUUUUCGAGAAAUGAAGGGUCCCUGUAUGUCAAUAAGCAGAUGUCGCGCUCGAGCGAGUUCACGGAUUUCUUCCGCAACCUGCUCCCCCUGCUGCCAGAAUCGGACAUCACAGCCAUCGACGAGCUGUAUCCUGAUCCUGCGCAGCACAAGCACUCUCCCUAUCAAGAGACCAGGGCUGGUGUAGGGGAGCAGUACAAGAGGCUUGAAGCCGCGUACGCCCACUACGCCUACGUCGCUCCCGCCCGGCAAUCCGCAGAGGAGAUCGCGGCCGAUCACUCGGUGCCGGUCUACGUCUACCAGUGGGCAGCGGUCUCCUCUGUGAAUGGCGGCGCCCAGCAUGGAGACAACAUGCGUUAUGAGACGUGUGAUCCUGACAAAUGGGCAGUGAGUGACUCCCAUCAGAAGCUUUCCCAGACCUUUCACGCCUACAUCACCAGCUUCAUCACCACAGGGAGCCCGGAUGGGAUCCAAGGCCGGUGCAACGACAGGCCGCGGUGGGAGCCCUACGACAGCCAGAACCCCAAGGCGAUGCUCUUUGGGGAGGGCGAGGAGACGCUCGUUGGGGGGGGGGCGGGCAUCGCUGCACAAUGUGUAGCAGAUGAAUGGGGGCGUAAGGAAUGCGAAUUCUGGUGGUCAAGGGUUAAGCUGUCUCAACAAUAG